GUGAUGCUGCAGCUCUCGUGCUCCUCUCCAGUCUCCAGUAAACAGCAGACAUGGCGACAGUGGUCCAACCGCUCUCCCUGGAUCGAGAUGUUGCCAGGGCUAUUGAGCUGCUGGAGAAGCUGCAGGAGUCAGGUGACGUGCCUGGUCACAAACUCCAGUCUCUGAAGAAGGUGCUUCAGAGCGAGUUCUGCACAGCAAUCAGAGAGGUGUACCAGUACAUGCACGAAACAAUUACAGUGAAUGGCUGUCCGGAGUAUCAGGCGAGAGCCACAGCGAAGGCUACAGUCGCAGCCUUCGCAGCCAGCGAAGGUCACUCCCACCCACGGGUAGUGGAGCUACCCAAGACAGAGGAAGGACUGGGCUUCAAUGUGAUGGGCGGGAAGGAGCAGAACUCGCCGAUUUACAUCUCUCGCAUCAUCCCGGGAGGCGUGGCUGAGAGGCACGGUGGCUUAAAACGAGGGGAUCAGCUCCUGUCUGUCAACGGCGUGAGCGUAGAAGGCGAGCACCACGAGAAGGCGGUGGAGCUGCUGAAGGCGGCCAAGGACAGCGUGAAGCUGGUGGUUCGCUACACCCCCAAAGUGCUGGAGGAGAUGGAAGCUCGCUUCGAGAAGCUCCGCACGGCCCGGCGGCGCCAGCAGCAGCAGCUCCUCAUGCAGCAGCAGCAACAGCAGAACCUGACCUCUCAGCAGAACCACAUGUCGUAGGAUGUUCCAAAAGAAGAAGAAGUGAAGAAGAGAGAGAGAGACAGGUGGAUCUCAAAGACCAUCUACGUGUGCUGAGGAUCCCCAAAGGAAUCUUUUUCUCUCCGUUGUGGAGGAUAAACCAACAAGUAGAAGACUCUUUGACUCACUUUCUCCCUUCCAGUGUACCACCGAUUACUGAGCAAAAACAGAGAGCCGUUUGUCGCCAAACUGGUGCUUUGAAGAACAAGAUCGAGGGAGUUAAGCACUGAAAGCCGCCCGUUUUAACUUCCCUUUUAUAAGUUGUUCUCCUGGUUGUGACUCUGACUGAAACCCCUCUUUUCUUGUGUUUGUUGUUUUUGUUUACAGGUCCAUUUUUGAUUGCCAUUCUUUGCCAUAGAUAUCAUUUGUACAGUGGUGUUUCUAUUGACCCCUCAACUGGUGCUUGUGUCUCCGUAUGAAUGACCAUUUGUUUCUUUUUUGUGCGUCCUGUUUUUGGAUAAACGUGAACUCUUUUUUACCUUCUAUAUUGUAGCAGGAGAGAUUUUGUAUCUUGUAGGUUUAGCAAUAACACACAAUGUUCCGUUUUUACAUUUCAUCCGACAAAUUCAUGAUCAGAUACGUGCUUCUAGACAGUUUAUUAUGGCAUCAAAUGUAAAUCGCUGUAAGCAAAAUGGGUCUUAUGUACUGUAAGGCAGCUUCUGUGUCCAAAUCUGUGCCAUUUAAAGAGAUUAUUGAUUUACAGGUGGCACCAACAAUUAAUGUGCAAUAACUGCAAUUAUUUACAGAUGUUUUAAGCUAAUCCCAGCAGAGAUUUAUUUAGAAGAUAUAUCUUAACGAGAGAUUUAACAAACAGAAUGUCACAGGAGGGUGUACCAUGAAGUGAGAUAGGUCUGUUUAGCCUAAAGUCUGAGUUUCUUGUAUCACAAAGCUGGCUUUCUUUUAACCUCAGUUUUGUUCAGAGUUGACAUUGGUUGUAAAUCGUCAGAAUUUUUAUCUAUUAUUCCAAGGAAAUGAUCUUGGCCACCAUUAUAAAUCUUCAUUUCAGAGGAGUGGUUCUAGCCACAGGAUUCACCGGCCUCUUCCUUAAUGAGAAAUCAUGACCCAGAUUUUCAACCACUAAAUGAUUUUAAUGGAAGAUGAUGCAGUUUAGACCAAAAGCAUGGCAAAGACAGAUUGAGAAGCUUUGUUCUUAACAUGUGAGUUGUGAUGGUCAACACAGCACACCCCACACUAACAGAUUCAUUCACCAACAACCAGAGUCUCCACUCUCAAAACUCAAAAUCUAACUGUCUGACGUGACUUCAGAGGAAACAAGCUGAAUGUGGCUAUCUUAGCUACCUGUUACAUCCACAUGUCCACAUUUAAAUGUCUUUCUUUAUUGGCAGGUAUUAGUUUCCACCUCUUGUUGUUAUUUAUAACUGGCAGUGUGGAUGUUCUGGGAUCACAUUGCCCUUCCACGAGCCAUCAUGGAAAGCAUCAAGCAGAAACGGCACACGUCCCAGGCUUUCCUGCGCCUACAAGGAAAGCCGGAGGGAAAGAGAGAAGCAGCAAAAACCCAGAGCAGAGCGGGCAUCAGUGACGACAGAAUGGCACUGAUUGAGUCAGAAGCAUAAUAAAGGAGCAGCUGAGGUGGAGGAGGGUGAGGGAGCAGUAAUAGGCCCCCAGAGCAAAGCAGGUAUCAGUGACAACAGGACACUGAUCACAGGACACUGUCACUGGCUAAGAGGCUAAAUGAAGGAGGAGCUGGGGUGGUGGAGGGCUGUAAAAGCACUUGCAGGGGCCCAGCAAAUCAUAGCCAGGCUAGAACAGCUUAAAUAUGGCAGCAUGAGUGCAAAUAGCUAAUCAGCUGGCCAUCAGCUGAUUAGGGUUGUGUAAGAUUAGCUGAUCUCGGUUAUACGGCAGUGCUGGACCCUGGCCUGCCUGAACUAAUGCUAUACGCUCAUAUUGACCUAACUCCUCUCCUUGUCAGUUUGAUUGUUGUAUGUUUUACAGCAUUGGUUCCCAACCUUGGCUUCAAAGAUCUCAGCGUGGGGGGUUCUGCUCUGCCAUUGUCAAAAUAAGAUGUGCGUGUAUCUUUUUAAAACCAUGAUUAGAAACACUAUGCACAACCAUGGAACAAUAAAAAGGAGCAGUUGAUUUGAGAAAAAAAAAGUGAGCUCAAAAUUUUGAGAUUACAAUGUUGUUUAUUUUCAAGAUAGUAAACCCAUAAUUUCAAAGUUUAAAAAUUUUCAAUUUUUUAGGUGCUUGGCCCUUUUUUGUCACUCUUCAUCCUAUCUAAAUAAAGGCAAACAAAGCCAAAUUAAUAUUUUUUUUUAAACUUGUGAAUGUUGACAUUAUAAACACAAAAUUUCAAGUUUAUAAAGCCAUAAAUUCAUGACAUUGUAAAGCCAAAAACAUACAAGAAACCAAUUUUUCCUGUUUUCGUAUUGAGGAGCUAGGGUGGAGGAGGGUUACAAGUAUAGUUAUUUGUUGCCUUGACUUGUUCCAACUGCUAAGUUCCUGCAGUUUUCCUCAGAAGAGUCCCAUGAUGUUGCUGUGACGUGUCUUAUCAGCCGAUCUUAUGUAGGUUUUGUUAACAGAGAAAGUUCAUAACCCGCUUUGUGAUACCCAUUAUCUCUAACUUGAGCUUUAGCCUUUAUCGAUCCCACUUACCCCACCAAAAAAAAAUCUGGUUAUUUUGAGCUAACUUCAUGGUACACCCCCUAGUUUUGUUCAGAACUGAAUUUAACCCAAAUAUACCAGAUUUAUCUAUUUUAAAGUUUAUAAUAUCAGAGUUUAACACAGUUCUAUCGUUCCUUUUAAAUAUUAUGUAUUCUUUAAUUAUUAUUUGUCAUGUAUUCAUUGUACCACAGCUGCUUUCGAGCACAUAUAGAUGUAUUCCUUUGCAUUUCUGUUUUGACAAUCUGUACCUGAUGAGAAAUCUGCUUUUGUUUCUUUAUCUCCCAGUAGCAGAGUUCAAGUUUUAAUCCGCCUGGAUAGUGUUUACUUCUCUAAUGCCUCCAUUUUUGGUGCUAAGCGCUCCUUUUAUUUUGUUUUGUUUGCACUACACUUCCCAGAGAUCACUCCUGUUGGAUCUUUGUUGUUGCGUUUUCUGUACUUUAUCUUUUGUUUUAGGUGGCGCUCUUUUGUUUUUUUUGUUCAACCAUGCAGGCUUUAUUAUGGCAGCUAACAAGGACAAAUGAUCGGGAGUGGGCUGAAGGACUUGCAUUAAAAAAAUUGAGCAGCAUUUUUAAAAAUGGUGCAAACAUACGUAUUUGAAAACGUACUGCAAAUCUUUCAUCUUUUUGCAGCAUUUAUUAUGAAGUCAUUUCAGCUAUUGCCAGUCACUUGUCCUUGUCAGCUGCCAUACUUUACAGCUAUGAUUAUUUCUUCUAUUUAUUUCAGACAAAUGAAAACAUAAAAUGCAUCACUUCCUGUAUGCUAAAGGAGUCCAUCCAUGCGCUGCAUGUCAAGAAUGAAAAGCUGUCAUGAAGUUAUAGAUUUGCAUUUUCAUGAGGAUGUUGCUAAUUAUUUCUUUAACAUUGCAUCAUGGAUAUAUUGCUGAAAAUGAAGAAUUUUCCUGAUCUAUAUGACAUCUAAUUGCACAAGACCAGCAGGGCAGUGUUCUCUUACAUGCAUAAAACAUGCCGCAUUGAAAAUUUUCCUAAAUGACCUGUUAGCACUGAGGUCAAAUGGUAUUGUAUCACCUCAGAGCUCAGGUUACACUGGAUAUUUCAAAUGUUUUGACCCUUGCUACACUUCAAGCAGAACAUCUCAAUACAACAGAUCCUUUUUGUAUCUUUAAAUCACAGGUAAUCUUUCUUAAUUGACAUUUUUGAAGCUGAUGGUCCUGUAAUUACCGUGAAGAUUUAAAAAAGAAGACAAACUGUUGAUAUGCAAUUGUUAUACAUACUAUAUUUGUAUAAAUAAAUCUAUGUGCUUGUGUACAGUGAA
This is a messenger RNA of Cheilinus undulatus (humphead wrasse), 4616 nucleotides long. RefSeq names its product lin-7 homolog A (C. elegans) (gene lin7a). The coding region runs from base 51 to 704 and encodes 217 amino acids. The record is from RefSeq and is a predicted model, not a curated record. The transcript has 6 exons. Gene Ontology annotation, molecular function: L27 domain binding. Gene Ontology annotation, cellular component: MPP7-DLG1-LIN7 complex; cell-cell junction; synapse. Gene Ontology annotation, biological process: maintenance of epithelial cell apical/basal polarity; neurotransmitter secretion; protein localization to basolateral plasma membrane. Lineage: Eukaryota; Metazoa; Chordata; Actinopteri; Labriformes; Labridae.